This is a messenger RNA of Pangasianodon hypophthalmus (striped catfish), 1836 nucleotides long. RefSeq names its product LBH regulator of WNT signaling pathway (gene lbh). Gene Ontology annotation, cellular component: nucleus. The transcript is spliced from 3 exons. The record is from RefSeq and is a predicted model, not a curated record. Gene Ontology annotation, biological process: positive regulation of DNA-templated transcription. NCBI's taxonomy places the organism in Eukaryota, Metazoa, Chordata, Actinopteri, Siluriformes, Pangasiidae. The coding region runs from base 146 to 508 and encodes 120 amino acids.
UCUGGCGCGCGCCACUGAUAGUGCCAGGGCUCCAUGGAGGAGAGAGAGUGAGUGCUGUCCUUUAAACAUCUCAAUCACCUGCAAUCUUUUCAUCCUGCAACUUCAUCUCAUCGCAUUGCUACAAAUUCAUGUCGUGAAGCUCUACAUGACUGCCUGCUAUCCUCAGGUGUACCACUCCGUGUUCGUGCCGUGCCGUGAGAUGACCGAAGUGAUGAUCAGCAGCACUCCAAUGGAGGACAUACGGCUCAGCCCAAGCAAAGACCGCCUCACUUUCCAGAUCUUUCCGGAUCCUUCGGACUUCGAGCGCUGCUGCAAGCUGAAGGACCGCCUUCCAUCCAUCGUGGUGGAGGCGACCGAGGGCGAGGUGGAGAGCGGAGAGCUGCGCUGGCCUCCCGAGGAGUUCCUGAUCAGCCAGGGUGAGGAAGAUGAAGAGGAAGAUGAGGAGGAGGAGGAGGAAGAGAUUGACGGGAACAUACAACAGGGACAGCAAACGCAAAGAAAGGACUGAUGCAUUCAUUUCAGAGUCCUUCAGUGAGAAGGGGACGAAGAGGAGGAAAGUGACGAGAUGCUGAAACCGAUCUCGAAACUGAUCUCACACCUGGUGCUAAAUUAAAGCUUUACGAAUAUUGGCCCACUGAUUAUCCAUACCUUCACAUCAUGCACUCUCGCAUUCACUUAGUCAAAUAAUCUCACAUUGAGUUCCUUUUAAGCCUCAACACAAGCCAGCAUCGUCACCCGUCAUAACGCAUUCUCGUCUCUCACUCGCUCUCACACUCCUUGUUCUCGCACACACACUUUCCCUCACACAUAAAUAUCCAUAUAUAAUUAUGCAUAUGCUCAAGAGUGACUGAGAAGGACUUUGGUUCCUGGACUUUUUUUUUCGACAAGGGCAAGAUCCCUCAUGAAGAACUUACAGAUGAUCGUACAGAGCCAGUGUUUCCUUUUUUUUUUUCCCCUUGGAUAAUAAUCAUAAAUGUAUUGAUUUUGGAGGGUAGUAAUGUUAGGUGACUGUACAGGGUUAAACAGCACUGGCGUUUGGACUGUUCACUUUUCACUGCUUGAAGAAUUCUUUUCCAAAAUGCAGCGAUAAUAAUUUUCGAGCCGAGCCGAAGGUUAUAACACAGCGAAAUGGAGCCAUGAGGCUUAUUUAGCACUGAAGCUAUAAACUAUGAAGGAUGUUAUUGCUAAUUCUGGUUUAGCGUAGUCACUUUUUUUUUUUUCCCUCAGAACAAUUUUCCAUUUAAUACUGUAUGUAAAUAAUUUUUGUACGCGGAAGUAGUCAUUUUCACUGUGAAUAUCUGCAUGUAGUUGUCUGUCUUUGUACAUAGAUGGGUUUCUUUUCAGCUAGCUAAUGAUAGGCGCUCAGUGGGAGUUAACAAAAUUGCAAAUCAAAUAGAAUGAUUUAAUGCUAAUCACAUUCUUCUUUUUCCUUCUGUUUAGACAUCAUUCAUUACUUUGAGAGUAAAAAAUUCAUAUUUGGAUUCAGAAUGUGAUUGAAAUAAUCCUCUUUCCUCAGUGGAAAGGUUACAGAAGGUCACCUUGGCACUGAGAGCACCUUUGUAUAUUGACAUAAUGUCUAGCCUUUAUUUUCAUUUUUGGUCUGUUUCUUGUCUACUUCCUGGCUAUGUAUAAAGGCUUUGGUCUCAGUCUAGGUGUGUGUAUGCGGGUGUUAUGAGGGUCAAGCGUGUUAAGUAAGUGUAAGGGUCCUCUGUGUGAACUGCCUGUAGAUUUGCUCUGUAUUUUGUGUACAGCUCAGGGAGAAUAGCUGCCAUUUUGUCUUGGUUUUGAUUUUUCCCCUCUUUACCAUUUUUGUUGUAAAUAAACAUUUGGAACAUA